CUGAGGGGCUCCUUGGAGGCUGGGCUGGGCCAGACUGGGUGUCGGGGCUGGCCUCAGUUGCAGGAUAUUUUGAGGGCGCAGACAGUAAGAUGGUCUUACUGCCUGAGCUCUUUCCUACCCUUUGGGAGGGCCAAGCUACAGCUAUUUGCUACCAAACACCUUUUUCCUAUUAACUAAGCAUACCGCCCAGCUGGGCAGGAACAGGCUGAGGGCCUGACAAGCAGGGAGCUAGGCUCCUGCCAACAACCAAAGAUUCCCCAAUUCUAAAGGAUGGAAAGAGCCCCUGGGAGGUGACCGAGGCCACAGCCAGCCCCUCCCUGUUCAGCAUUGAAGAAUGACACGCAUUACAGAGCUCUGGAGCAGCCCGCAGUGGAAAGUUGGAGCUGAGGUGUGUGGCAGGCAGAUGAGGCAGCAGAGAACUGCUGAACAGAGUGAGACUCAGAGGACGUGAUUGAGCAUGGCUGCGACCCUGCAGUUCCUGGCUUGCCUGGUGGUAGCCAUUUGUCUCCUCUCUGGUGUGACUACAACCCAGCACCAUGCAGGGCAGCCCAUGGACAGCACCAGCGUGGGAGGUGGCCUGCAGGAGCCAGAGGCCCCGGAAGUGAUGUUUGAGCUACUCUGGGCUGGGCUGGAGCUGGAUGUCAUGGGGCAGCUGCACAUCCAGGAUGAGGAACUAGCGUCCACACACCCAGGCCGCCGACUCAGACUCCUCCUGCAGCACCACGUGCCCAGUGACUUGGAGGGCACUGAGCAGCGGCUGCAGCAGCUCCAGGACCUGCGGAAGGGGCCUCCUCUUAGCACUUGGGACUUUGAACAUCUGCUCCUCACAGGCCUGUCCUGCGUCUACCGGCUCCACGCAGCUAGUGAGGCUGAGGAACGGGGCCGCUGGGCCCAGGUCUUCGCUCUCCUGGCACAGGAAACACUCUGGGACCUGUGCAAGGGUUUCUGCCCCCAGGACCGGCCCCCUUCCCUGGGGUCCUGGGCCUCCAUCCUUGACCCCUUCCCCUGACCCUCCUCUUUUGUUCUUUCACCUGCCAUUACCCCCUCCCAUCUCCUCCUCAACCCCCCAGGCAGACCCAUCUUGCGCAGGGGCUUCUGUCUGGCAUCUGAUUCUUUUCACCGUGUUCAGAUCUCUGGGCUUGGCUUGCACCCUGGACACCCCCUCUCUGCUUACCCCGACCCGAUCUUGUUUCCUAGAUCUUGAGAGGCUAAGAACCCAGGCUCUGGGUCGCAAGGAGUGCGCAAGGAGUGGGCACAGAGCUAAGGGCACGACUUGCAGGCAGUGUGUGUGUGUGUGUUGAGAUCAGGGGUCAGGGUUGAGAAGUGUGUUCAAGAGAUGCUGAAGGGAAGCUGCCCCAAGUAAGGCCUGGUCAGACCUUCCAACUCCUACCCUGGCAGUCUGUGACAGGUCCUGUGGAAUUCACAGGAAUCCUCUAGGUGCUGAGCAUCCCCUUUUAGGCACAACCAAGGAUCUGGGGUCUCUGAGCCUCCAAGUUCCCAUCUGGGUUGGGAGAAUCGACUUUUUGAGUUCUGUCAGUUGGAAGAGUGGAGGGAAGCAGGGGGAGGGAGGAACAUUAUCUCUUUUGGGGUAGGGAGGCAAUAUCUCAACAAGCAUCGGGUGAACACCUCAGAGGGGGGAGUAAGGCUGGGAGACCAAGGAGAGACAAGCGGAGGUGGGCUGGAGCAGGUGUGGCUCUGAUUCUGUGUUGCUCUUCUCAUAAAAUGUUCUGUUUCGGCCUCCUGGAGCCUGUGUCAUUCUAUGUCGGAAUAAGCGUCUAACCCCUGCUCUGGGCAAAUCACUCUCCCCAUCCCGGGAAGGCAAGAGUCAGGGCAACCAGGUAUCAACUCCUCAUCUCAUUCCCACGCCCUGCUGGAAGAAGGAAUGCACUGUUUCCUCGAAUCCU
Molecule: messenger RNA, 1904 nt
Organism: Gorilla gorilla gorilla (western lowland gorilla)
Lineage: Eukaryota; Metazoa; Chordata; Mammalia; Primates; Hominidae
Gene: FAM180B
Product: family with sequence similarity 180 member B
Exons: 3
Coding region: 458-1009 (183 amino acids)
Source: RefSeq, a predicted model, not a curated record